This is a messenger RNA of Ornithorhynchus anatinus (platypus), 1773 nucleotides long. RefSeq names its product coiled-coil domain containing 112 (gene CCDC112). Lineage: Eukaryota; Metazoa; Chordata; Mammalia; Monotremata; Ornithorhynchidae. The transcript has 10 exons. The record is from RefSeq and is a predicted model, not a curated record. Bases 81 to 1556 code for a protein of 491 amino acids.
CGAGCGGGCUAGGCGGGCGAAGCGGGCAGGUGGCCAGGCACCGUCGGCCAGGCACCGUCGGCCGGGCCGCAGCCUCCCUCAUGGCCGGGUCGAGGGCCAACCAGGGUGAUCGCCAUUUUCAUACUUCAGAUGGAGGUCCAUCAGUUCUGUUUCAACCUUCUGCUCCCCAUUUUGAAAAGGCUGAGAAGAUUGAAGCCAUGAGAAGGGUGGAAAAACUCAAAGUUCAACUUGAUGCUAUAGAAAACAGUUUAAAUAGCCAUUUCUGCAACAGGAAGAAUAACUUGAGGAUUGAGCGUAGUAAGAUGGCAAAGUUCAACUGGAAAUUGACUAACAGAAGGGAACUAGAAAGAACUUCACUGCUCCAACAGUUGGCCAAAAUACAUAUCAAUGUAAUUAACAUUCAAAAUCAGCUAAAAGAUGGCAAACCUACACCCAAACAUGUGGAAAAGGUCAGAAUAAUUAUGACAGAUAUUGAAAAUGCAAUAGAUGCUUUCAAAGAAAAGCAGCAAAUCAGAUAUGAAGAUCUUAGUAGGGAGGAGAAAAAACUUACUAAAGAGCUCGAUGUUUUAAAGAGAAAAAUUGAGAUGUGGUCAUUGGGUGAUUCAGGAACAGGGAGAGCUUCGAGGGGGCCAUUGUGCAAAGUUGUCAUCGAUAAAGGGAUGCAGAGUAAUCUGUCCAAAGAAGUGGUGAAGUUUGAAAAAUUCCUCCAGCAUACAGGCGGCCGACAAGGGGGAUGGGAUGUUGAUGAUCAUCAGACUUUUUUGAAAGUGAAAACCAAAUAUCGAAGAAAGCCAUCCUACAUAGAAGAGAUCCUCGAGUAUUUCCCAGGAAAGACCAAAGAAGAUGUCCAACAGCAUGACACUUGGUAUCAAGAAUAUCUGCUAUUAGAAAAAAGGAAAAAAGAGUCUAUUCAGAAGUGGAAAGCUGAGAAACAGCUAAAAAGAGAAGAAAUCUUAAAACCCAAGCCGGUACUUAAGAUGGGUAAAACCUGGCAAGAAUUAGUUCAGAAAGAAAAAAAGGAGGCGAGAGAAAAACAAAAAAUGGCACUUGAAGCUUGGAAAAUCAAAAAAAUGAUAGAAAUGGCUGUGAAACGUGACCUUAGGUUAAAAGAAGAAGAGGAGCACAAGAGAAAGCAGCAGAAAGAACAGCAGCACCAGCUUCAAGUAAAACAACUCUUGGAAAGUUAUAUUCAAAAGAAGAAGCAACAGGAAUUUCUGAGACAAGAGAAAAUGAGGGAGGAUUCUGAAAAAGAAACAAAGAGAAGAUCAUCCGUAGAUGAAAUUUCCAAGUUUCAAGAGAGAGAUCUACAUAAACUUGAAUUAAAAUUGUUAGUCAAACGAGCAAAAGAAGAGGAAAGGGCAGAAAGAGAAAGAAGACUUUCAAAAUUAAAAGAGAAGGUUGAAGUUAAUGUUAGAAGAGAUCCAUCUAGGGUGCACAGACCAACCAAAGGAUGGGAAGAAAAGAUCAAAGGGAGAAGACCAGUUAGUGAGGGACAACUUAUGAGUAUCCCACACAGGGCUCUUCCAAGCUGGAGACAAGGCUUAUCAAGAAGAUAAUAUAUGGAAAGUAGAAACAGUUUGUGUUUUACCACCAUUUUCUUUACCCAAAUUGAAGACUACAGACAAAUACUGAAAUUGUCAUUAUGUAAUGAGUUCCAAGUUCUGAAGCAUGUGGUUGCCAAAUGUUGAGAUCUGUAUUUGCAACCUGAUACUAGAAGUAUUAGCAAUGUGGCAACGUUUUACUUUAAAAAUAAAAAAAUAUAUAAAUUAAAUU